CAGGCGCGGGGCUGCGGUUGCGGUCCUUGCGCCUGUGGCGGCGGCGGAGGCGACUGGAUAUUCUUGGAGCAUUUGGAUAAUGUGACGGUUGGGAUGUAGUGAUGUCGACUAUCUGUCCUCCGCCAUCUCCAGCUGUUGCCAAGACAGAGAUUGCUUUAAGUGGUGAAUCACCUCUAUUAGCAGCUACCUUUGCUUACUGGGACAAUAUUCUUGGUCCUAGAGUAAGACACAUUUGGGCUCCAAAGACAGAACAGGUACUUCUUAGUGAUGGAGAAAUAACUUUUCUUGCCAACCACACCCUAAAUGGAGAAAUCCUUCGAAAUGCAGAGAGUGGGGCUAUCGAUGUAAAGUUUUUUGUCUUGUCUGAAAAGGGAGUAAUUAUUGUUUCACUAAUCUUCGAUGGAAAUUGGAAUGGGGACAGGAGCACCUACGGACUAUCAAUUAUACUUCCACAGACAGAACUUAGCUUCUAUCUCCCACUUCACAGAGUGUGUGUUGAUAGAUUGACACACAUUAUCCGGAAAGGAAGGAUAUGGAUGCAUAAGGAAAGGCAAGAGAAUGUCCAGAAGAUAGUAUUAGAAGGCACAGAGAGAAUGGAAGAUCAGGGUCAGAGUAUUAUUCCAAUGCUUACUGGAGAAGUAAUUCCUGUAAUGGAACUUCUGUCAUCUAUGAAAUCACACAGUGUUCCUGAAGAAAUAGAUAUUGCUGAAACAGUUCUCAAUGAUGAUGAUAUUGGUGAUAGUUGUCAUGAAGGCUUUCUUCUCAAUGCCAUUAGCUCACACUUGCAAACCUGUGGCUGUUCUGUCGUAGUAGGUAGCAGUGCAGAGAAAGUAAAUAAGAUAGUUAAAACAUUAUGCCUUUUUCUGACUCCAGCAGAGAGAAAAUGCUCCAGAUUAUGUGAAACAGAAUCAUCAUUUAAAUAUGAGUCAGGGCUCUUUGUCCAAGGCCUGCUAAAGGAUUCAACUGGAAGCUUUGUGCUCCCCUUCCGGCAAGUUAUGUAUGCUCCCUAUCCCAGCACACACAUAGACGUGGAUGUCAAUACCGUCAAGCAGAUGCCACCCUGUCAUGAACACAUUUACAAUCAGCGUAGAUACAUGCGAUCAGAGCUGACAGCAUUCUGGAGAGCCACUUCUGAGGAAGACAUGGCUCAGGACACAAUCAUCUACACAGAUGAAAGCUUCACUCCUGACUUGAAUAUUUUUCAAGAUGUCUUACACAGAGACACGCUAGUAAAAGCCUUCCUUGAUCAGGUUUUUCAUUUGAAGCCUGGUUUAUCUCUCAGGAGUACUUUCCUUGCACAGUUUCUACUGAUCCUUCACAGAAAAGCCUUGACACUAAUAAAAUAUAUAGAAGAUGAUACGCAGAAGGGGAAAAGGCCCUUUAAAUCUCUUCGGAACUUGAAGAUAGACCUUGAUUUAACAGCAGAGGGCGAUCUUAACAUAAUAAUGGCUCUAGCUGAGAAAAUUAAACCAGGCCUACACUCCUUUAUCUUUGGAAGAUCUUUCUAUACUAGUGUACAAGAACGAGAUGUUCUAAUGACUUUUUAAAUGUAUAACUUAGUGAACAUAUUUUGUCACAAUCAUAGUUGCUGCUAAAGUAGCUCAGUGGUAUGGGACACAUCAGCCCCUGGAAUCCUCCUCAGCAGUGGCAAUUAAAUUCACACUACAGUUGUCACAAGAAUUCUGCAAGAGGUUGUCAUUUGCAUUGUUAACAGUGAAUGGAUCUUUUCCUAGUUGUAUUCUCUUGGGAUACAGACUUAUGUUUACAAUUAUAAUAAAUAUUGCUAUUUGUAGAAAAGAUAUAAUAGUAGAAUAUAAACUUGACCACAACUACUGUUUUUUGAAACUUAGGAUUCAUGGUUUAUAUGUAUCAAAGUGGAAUCUGAAUUACCUUCUAGAGAUAUAGUACUAGCUGACUUUGCAUCGUUUGGUGUUUCUUGGUAUAUGGGAAUACUGUAAUAUUGCUGUAAUCAGCUGAAAACUAGAGCAUAUAAAUCAUCUCAGUUCCAUGGACAGGAAGUUAACUGGAACCUAGGGUAAACUUGAGAAAGAAAAUAUUGUUCAAGCAGGUAUUUAAUUAAUGUUAAUUGUUAGAUCAUACUUUGUAGAAGUAGUCAUUCAGAUUCCAUCUGUGUAGAAAUAUCAAUCAGUGUGCAGAGUCUGAUUGUGAUGAACCACAGUCAGGGUGGUUUUGUUUGUUAAGCUCUAUCCAAGAAAAUACAGGAAAUUGGAUUUUAUGUUUUAAUAGUUGUUGCCAACUUUUUCAAUUAAUUUUUAUUAUUUUUGAGCCAAGUGGAAAUGUGUACCUUCUGUACCAUUUUUUUUUUCCUUGGAGAUAAUUACUUGGGAGAAGUUUGGAUUUCAGUAGUCAGUCACUGCCAUCUUGUUCUCCUCUCUUAUAGUCUUACCUUGAUUUGGCAAUCAUUGUAAUUCUGAGAUUAUUAAAUGCAAUAGAGAAUAUAACGUCUUUUUUAGGAAUAGAGAAUAGUAUUUUGUCUUACAUUUCUACACAUAUUUUUAAAGUUGCUGCCAUUUGUCUCUGCCCGCAUUGUAUGAGGAGUAGCAGGAGAAACUUUACUGACGUGCUAUUUUACUAGAUACUACUCUGGCAGAACUGAGUGGGCUAUUUCUUUUGUUUUUUUAAUGUGUUUGGACCAUUUUGCUAGCUAUAAAAUAACUAACAUAAUUCUGUGCAAGAACAGUGUUGACACAGUAGUAGUAUAUGUCAGCAUAAAAAAUAUAUUAUUUAAAACUGUGAAAGUAACACAAAAGGGAAAAAAUAUAAGAAAGGGAUAAAAGUGAUAGAGCCCCUCUGCCCUUUACCCAAAUUUAACCAAAAGUAUGUUCUGUUCUGAAAAGUCCUUAUAGCCUUUUACAUCACUAAUAAGAAAGAUGUAGGCAUCUGAUUUUGACACACAUUGAACUAUACGACUGAUGCUCAGUCAUGAAAAAAUACACAUACCACCUCAUUAUACCCUGUACUCAGUGUUUAUUACAUGACAGGUUAUUUAAGUGCUGACUGAUUUUCUUUUUU
This is a messenger RNA of Molossus molossus (Pallas's mastiff bat), 3033 nucleotides long. It is a transcript of the gene C9orf72, whose product is annotated as C9orf72-SMCR8 complex subunit. Gene Ontology annotation, cellular component: autophagosome; endosome. The transcript has 11 exons. Gene Ontology annotation, biological process: endocytosis; autophagy. The coding region runs from base 102 to 1547 and encodes 481 amino acids. NCBI's taxonomy places the organism in Eukaryota, Metazoa, Chordata, Mammalia, Chiroptera, Molossidae. Gene Ontology annotation, molecular function: guanyl-nucleotide exchange factor activity. The record is from RefSeq and is a predicted model, not a curated record.